AUGGUACGAACAAAUCGGGAGAUCUUAACUGGGGGGAAGAAGUAUAAGGACAAGGCGCAGCUGAAGCACCGGGUGGAGGAGGUGGUGUUUGACCGUGACCUGCGGAAGGAGUACUUGACCGGGUUCCACAAGCGGAAGCUUGAAAGAAAGAAGAAGGCCCAGAACUUCAUCAAGGAACAGGAACGGCUCGAGCGGAUCAGGGAGCGGAAAGAGGCUCGUGAGGAACGCAAAAAGGACCUUGAGACCCAGCUCAAGCUGUUCAAUGAUACCAUGAAACGGAUUAACGAUAUUAAUGACCUCAGCGAUGACGAAAACAACAACGAAGAGUGGGGAGGGUUUGACGAAGCUAAAGGUGACGAUGAUGAAGAUGAUGAUGAUGAAGAAAACCCUAAGGACACUUUAGUCACUAAACAAGUAUACGUUCGUGAAGAUGAUGGGCCUACUGACGCCAUUAUUGACGAUGAGACUACCGUUGAAGUGGAACCGAUGGAGAACCCGGUGAUUAAACAGAUGCAGGAAAUCCAACAAUUGGCUAAGGCCAACAACGUCGACUUGAAGCGGCUGGAGGAAGUAUUGGAGGAUAGCAUUAAGAAGGCUAAGCAGGUAGCGGUGAUCAGCGGCGUGGCUAAGCCGAAACCCAAGCUGAAAAAGAAGUUCCGCUACUUGACCAAGUCUGAGCGUCGGGCGAAUAACCGCAAGAUUAAGGAGAAGAAGUUUAAGAAGUAA
Messenger RNA from Diutina rugosa, 726 nucleotides. RefSeq lists its product as uncharacterized. The coding region runs from base 1 to 726 and encodes 241 amino acids. Gene Ontology annotation, cellular component: nucleolus. Gene Ontology annotation, molecular function: RNA binding. Lineage: Eukaryota; Fungi; Ascomycota; Pichiomycetes; Serinales; Debaryomycetaceae. The record is from RefSeq and is a predicted model, not a curated record. The transcript has a single exon.